Messenger RNA from Paramecium octaurelia, 1135 nucleotides. The record is from the annotation of a GenBank genome assembly. Lineage: Eukaryota; Ciliophora; Oligohymenophorea; Peniculida; Parameciidae.
UAUAAAAUUAUUCCAUGUAAUACAAAGUACUACUUGUGUUAUUAGCAACUGCAUGUUGCUUCAAUUAUCUUCCUGAAGUAGAAAUUGAUUUGAGUGCACCUCCAAGAUAAAGAUGGAAAGAGUCAGUCAGAACAGUUCUGACUUUAUAUGGAUAUGAAAAUUCAUUUGGCCCAGUUUUCUAAUUUCAUAAUGAAAAUACCUUCAGCAUUUUGGCUCCUGAAGAUUAUAUUACAAUGGCAAAUGCAAUAAGAAAGAAUUUCCCAGAAUACUCAUUGGAAUUAGAAGGAAUUGUUGAAGAAUUCAAUAGACCAGAAGUUACUUUCGAGUAUUUGGCUGCAUGGGCAUACUUCCAUGAAAUCGGACACAUAACAAGCGGUACUACUGAAUGCACAGGAGUUCUAUUAUCAAUUGGAGAUCAAGUAAUUCAUGGAAGAAAUAUGGAUUAAUAUCCAGGUUAAGCAAGAAAUAUCGUAUUACACUUGACAGUUAAGAAAGAUGGAAAAUAUUUAGGAGAAUCUGUUGAUUGGUAUUGGUUCAAAGUCGGAUUUGUUACAUUGUUGAAAUAUAAUGUCGCAUCUCUUGAGGAGAAUUGGAGGUUUGGCGACCCAUUAAGCAAAGAUCAACUUUUGACUUUCAUUAAAUAAGGAGUACCCUCAUUAGCAUGGGCAUAUAGAGAAGUGUUAGUAAAUGAAAAACUGAACACCUUUGAUAAGGUUGUAUCAUAUCUUGAAUAAAACAGAGUGGCAUGUGCACUUUACAAUGUCAUUGGAGGAACAGGAAAGGAUCAAGGAGUGAUCAUUUCAAGAGAUCCAUUUGAAACAUAUCCAACUAUAUCUUUGAGUAGUGUAACUUAAAGUUCGAAUGGUUACAAGUACUUGGUUUAGACAAAUUAUGAUCAUUGGGAACCAGACCCUGAAGAAGAUCAAAGAAGAACCAUUGGAGAAAAUUUGCUGGCCAAAAUGCAAAAUAAUCUGUUAAAUGAAUUUGGUGUGUAUGCUGUUAUGGACACUUAUCCUAUCCACAACGAAGGAACAUUCUAUACAGUUAUCAUGAAUGCCAAAUACAACAGAUUGAUAGCAUUUGGAUAACCAAGUAUCACAUUAUUUGAUGAUGAAUGAUAUAAUAAUAUAAAGAU